AUGAUGGUGCGUAGCGGGAGUGUUGUGGUGGCAUUGUUGGCCGACGAUUCCGAUGCGGGUGCGGUCGAGUUUGUCGUUGCCGUGGCUGCGGGAGCGGAUGAGGUUGUGGACGUUACGGGGAUCGCGGUUAUCACAGGAACGUACCAGACGCUACCGCUCAAUGACGCCGAAGCGGUCAGACUUGAAGGAAGCGACUGUCCUCUCGAGAGGGUCGUGGUGAUGGUCGAUACCACCGUUGUCGAAGUGACAACUGGAGACGCCGAGGUUGACGUUUGUGUAGCCGAUGAAGGGCUACCGGAGGCAGAGAUCUGUGCCGAUUGCUGCUGCGCAUAG
Pseudozyma hubeiensis SY62 is the source of this 333-nucleotide messenger RNA. Its product is annotated as translation initiation factor subunit. The transcript has a single exon. The record is from RefSeq and is a predicted model, not a curated record. The coding region runs from base 1 to 333 and encodes 110 amino acids. NCBI's taxonomy places the organism in Eukaryota, Fungi, Basidiomycota, Ustilaginomycetes, Ustilaginales, Ustilaginaceae.